CGGGAGCAACCCUCUCCUGCUACUACAACUUUACUACUGCAACCAAUCGAGCCCUGUACGUCUCAACUACCUUCUCUCAAUCCCACAUCUUUGUCUGUGGUGGUCGUCUUCUACGUCGCUCUUCCGAAAGCUUCUUGGAAAUCUUGCUCUCCGUGAACACAAUGGACUACACUAUGGAGGAUAGUCAAAACUCUGCGCCUAACGCGCACGAAGCCUCAAAGCUGGGUGCUUCUACCCAGCGCAAUGACAGCCAAGGCGUCACCAAGCGCCUGCAAUCUGAAUUGAUGCAGCUCAUGGUGUCACCUUCUCCAGGAAUUUCGGCCUUCCCGGACGCUGAUGGAAACCUCCUAUCCUGGACUGCUACUAUUACCGGCCCUUCAGAAACACCAUACGAGGGUCUGACUUUCAAGCUCUCCUUCUCGUUCCCCAACAACUACCCAUACUCGCCACCUACCGUGCUCUUCAAGACCCCAAUCUACCACCCGAAUGUCGACUUCUCCGGCCGCAUUUGCCUGGAUAUCCUUCGAGACAAGUGGAGUGCCGUGUAUAAUGUACAGAACGUUCUGCUUAGCUUGCAGAGUCUCCUUGGAGAGCCCAACAACGCGAGCCCUCUGAAUGCCCAGGCUGCUGAACUCUGGGACACCAACCAGGAGGAGUAUAAGCGCCACGUACUGGCCAGGCACCGCGACAUUGAAGACAUUGAAUAGAGUACCUCUCUCUAGAAUUCCUACUGGGCGUUUGGCGGAACUGGUUGUUAUUCUUUUGGAAGCAUUGCAUUGAACCGGGGUCUGGGUUGCACUUUUGGACUCAUUUUUCGUGGUGGGAAUCUGUUCACUCGCGCGGGACUUGGAUAUGCUUUCUCGUAGGAGAAGGACAGCAUCACUGAACUUGGGGAUCCGUUGUUGGCAAAUCUGGAGAAACGGAGUUUUCGGAAGCAGGACGUUUCCCUGCACAGCACUGUUCUUGCCGUCAUUCGGUUGUCCUUCUGCAUUAUAUUUCUUCUUAUUCUGAGUCUAUAAUACUCAGCAGGUAUUUUUAUAUGUACACCAAUCAGAGGUG
Molecule: messenger RNA, 1059 nt
Organism: Aspergillus nidulans FGSC A4
Lineage: Eukaryota; Fungi; Ascomycota; Eurotiomycetes; Eurotiales; Aspergillaceae
Product: putative ubiquitin conjugating enzyme (UbcK)
Exons: 3
Coding region: 162-707 (181 amino acids)
Biological process (GO): positive regulation of mitotic metaphase/anaphase transition; deactivation of mitotic spindle assembly checkpoint; ubiquitin-dependent protein catabolic process
Molecular function (GO): ligase activity; ubiquitin conjugating enzyme activity
Source: RefSeq, a predicted model, not a curated record